CAUUGCAAGAAUCCGUGGGCCGACGUUCGAAAUGAGAUGCAGAACGAGCGUUCCGAAAGCAACAUGCCUAUGUUUCCUGUCCGAAGAAAACACAAUAGCAGUUGCGGUGAAAAUAGACGUCACUGAAAUGAGGUCACUCCUGUUAGGGAAUUGGUGGAGAAGAUUCGGUCGAAAAGGCCAAGCAGGGAGUGACAAGGCGAAGGGUCCCACUCCCAGUCAAGAGCUCUAAGCGCGUUUUUCUCUUCUCCCCCGUUCCUUGUGGCGACCUCCAAUUGGCGGCGACACACGGCGCAGGGAAGACCGAGCUUCAUUUGUAAUUGUCUAAACUGCGAUCGCCAGGCCGAAAACUCCAACCUUUUGGCAGAUCACUGAUUUUGGUCCCCUAAAUUUUCCUUCGUGGUGUUCUUGACGUAAUUUGUUAACUGGGCUCUGGCAAUUUUGUUGCCGGCAGCGUUACUGUCCAUCCAUAUCCGUUGAGGUUUGUGGGUUGUAGUAGGGAGGAGGGAGGAGGGUGGUUCCCUGGCAGUGAUGUCAGGAGGUCAAAUCUCGGUGGUGUUGGGGCUUCUUAGUGAGGUAGGGAGAGGAGCAAAUGGAAUAACGGGGGAGAGCAGCAGGCGUUUCCAAGAUUAUGUGAAGAGAGCGGAAGUGAUAUUGAAGGCGGUAGACAAGGUUUUCAUGUCACAGCAGCCUCCGCCAGUGCAGACUGCCUUAAGAGGCAUUGCUGCUGACUUGUCUCGAGUUCAGACCACCAUUGAUCUUUAUAAGAACAAGAGUAAGAUUUAUUUGCUCAUCAAUUGCAGAAGUCUCACAAAAACAUUUCAGGAGAUCACAAACAGUAUUGGUAAUUGGUUAGCACUGCUGGAUUUUGGCUUGCAAGCUACUAAUGAUUUGCAAAAAAAAUGCGAUGCCCUGUCGCGUGAGAUGCAGCAAGCUCAAUUUGCGGUCACAGAAAAUGAGGAGCGCGUUUGUUGCACUCUGGAAAAGGAGGCCCAAGGCAGGCAAACUACCAAAGCAGUGCAAAACGCCAUUAUGAUGGAUAUAGCACGAGCGUUGGGAAUGGAUCCAGAAAGAAACCGAACUGAGCUUUGUGAACAGAUUCAACUUUUGAAGAAUGAUCUUGGGGAUUCCAAUGGUGAGAAUGAUAUUCAUAUUUUAGAGUCACUAGAAAGAAUCUUUGAUAAUUGGGCCAUCGAACCAGAGGUUAUAUCCAGGCCUAUUGAUUCAGAUGCGGAAGAGGAUGCCCCGAUACCACCAUUCAAGACCUUUCUCUGUCCUCUGACAAGGGAAGUGAUGAAAGAUCCUGUAGUUCUUGAAUCCUCUCAGACAUAUGAGCGUAGUGCUAUACAACAUUGGUUUGCUCAUUGUAGAGAGCAAGGUCGUAAACCAACAUGCCCAGUAACAGGACAGGUCCUUAAAUCUAUUGAGCUACGCCUGAAUAUAGGUCUAUCUGGGACUAUUCAAGAAUGGAUAGAAAGGAAUGUUGAUAUUCGCAUCAAAACUGCAAUUCAGCACCUGGGAAACAGUUCCUCUUUAGAGGACAGUGAACGGGCCCUGGAUGAUAUCUAUAAAAUAUCUGAAGAAUAUCCGUUGAGCAGAUAUAAAUUGCGAAUGUCUGGGUUGAUUCCUCUCAUUGCGGGAACAAUUCAGCGCCCGAUGAAGGGUGCUGGUUCUCAAUUACGAAGCAAAGUAUUGAUGACCUUACUGAGCUUGGCUGGAGAUGAUGACAGCAAGAGAAUAAUGGUUGAAUCUGGUGUUAGCAAACUUGCCAUAAAGUCUCUAAAUGGAAACUUGGAAAAGGAAAAAGAAUAUGCAGUGAAGUUACUGCUUGAAUUUUGUCACGAGAGGGAGUUCUGCACUAGAAUAGCUUCAGAGAAGGGUUCAGUGCUGCUUCUUAGUGGAAUGGCUGGCAAUGCAGAGAAUCCAACUUUAUCUAAUCUGGCUGAAGAAACACUAAGAAGAAUGGAAGAGAUGGAGGAGAAUGUUCAGCAGUUAGCCGCUGCAGGAAGGUUUCAACCAUUUCUGACUCAUCUUUGUGAAGGUACAUGGUCAAAUUCAGUCGUUUCUUGGCUUCUUGUUUCACUAUUCUGA
Cryptomeria japonica (Japanese cedar) is the source of this 2088-nucleotide messenger RNA. RefSeq names its product U-box domain-containing protein 15. The record is from RefSeq and is a predicted model, not a curated record. The transcript has 3 exons. The coding region runs from base 529 to 2088 and encodes 519 amino acids. Gene Ontology annotation, biological process: protein ubiquitination. Lineage: Eukaryota; Viridiplantae; Streptophyta; Pinopsida; Cupressales; Cupressaceae. Gene Ontology annotation, molecular function: ubiquitin-protein transferase activity.